Liolophura sinensis is the source of this 2083-nucleotide messenger RNA. RefSeq names its product matrix metalloproteinase-18-like. Gene Ontology annotation, biological process: collagen catabolic process; extracellular matrix organization; proteolysis. The record is from RefSeq and is a predicted model, not a curated record. The transcript is spliced from 9 exons. Lineage: Eukaryota; Metazoa; Mollusca; Polyplacophora; Chitonida; Chitonidae. Gene Ontology annotation, cellular component: extracellular matrix. Gene Ontology annotation, molecular function: zinc ion binding; metalloendopeptidase activity. Bases 207 to 2012 code for a protein of 601 amino acids.
AUCUGUAUGCACAUAUAGUCGAACAUCAAGUUUCAACUUGCUUUGUUUUAAAGUUUAGCAGUGAGGGUUAGUUAUAGGCCAGUUCCGUAAACUGUCGGUCACAGUUGUAACAGCUCAAAGCUUUGCUGCUUCUUUCUCUUUUUGUAAAAAAUAGACUGUUUUAUUGCAGCUGCCUUUGAGAUUGUCUUAUUCAUAAUCUGUUAAACAUGAACGGCGCAAAGCGAAGACUACUGAUGCUGAUUUUAUCAUUUGUGGGAUGGAGUUCGAACCCAGCCCUCGCCAAAACUUGUUUCCAAGAUGUUAGACGCCCUACGACUCCCUUCGAAGCACAGGACUACCUGCUCCGGUAUGGGUAUCUAUCAGCUCAGGACUUGUGGCGGAGCUUCUCGAGGCAGGCCCUCCAGGAAAGUCUGAAGGUCUUCCAGGAAAUGGCCCACAUCAACCAGACAGGUGUGUUGGACGCCCCAACGUACCAUAUGAUGCAGAUUGAGCGAUGUGGUAACCUGGACAUUUCGGACGGGACUAGCUUUACUUCUGAUCUUCCGGACCAUGAUAGGCCGCUGUUUCCUUCCGCCGCCCAGAGACGCAAGAAGAGGUUUGCUAGGCAAGAAACGCAGUGGCAAAAGCAACACCUGACGUACAGAAUAAUGAACUACACUCCGGACCUGUCACGUGACCAAGUGGACCAAACCAUCGCCGCAGCCUUCAAGGUCUGGUCUGACGUCACUCCUCUGACGUUCACGCCCUCUACGUGCUCCCCGGUGGAUAUUGAGAUCAGAUUCGCCUCUGGUGAUCAUGGUGACGGGAACCCCUUUGAUGGACAGUGGGGCGUUCUAGGCCACGCCUACUAUCCCUAUGACAACUCAAUGGAUUGGCAUGGAGACGCCCACUUUGACGAAGCUGAAAAUUGGAUUUUGGAUUACAGUGAUGAUGGAAGUCCGGAUAAGUUUGAUCCAAACGAACCCCUGCCGAUCACAAACUGCAGAAUGGCAGAUCAGCCGGCAUCUCCUGCAGAACCGACUUCCACGCCGCUGACAGCAGCCACAGAACCGGACACAUCCACUGAGACUUCCAGCACCACGCAAACGACUUCCGGAUUAAAGUCUACAACUACACAAACGACUUCUAGUACUACGUUUUCGCCAACGACUUCUAGCACCGCAGCCAGCACGUCUUCUUCGCCAGCGACUUCGAGUACCACAGCCAGCACGUCUUCUUCACCAACAACUUCUAGUACCACAGCCAGCACGUCUUCUUCACCAACAACUUCUAGUACCACAGCCAGCACGUCUUCUUCGCCAACAACAUUACAACAUGUGCCGGCAGAUGAGCUGCCGUGGACAAGCCACGCCCCUUGUAGCGGAAGUGUUGACGCCAUAACUCUUGCGGUGGAUGGUCGAACUUACGCAUUCAGAGGUAAGAUGAUAUUUUGUUUUAACACCUACGGGGUUGAAACGGGGUUUCCUAAACCCAUCAACACGGUGUUCCCGAGGGCCCCGACAACGGUGGACGCCGCCAUGACCUUGAGACUCCCAGGGAAGCAUUCUAGCGAAAGAACCUUCCUGAUCAGCGGCUCGUAUGUUUGGCGAUACCGAGCUGAAUGGGUGUCUAGAUACACACCUGAGCUACAGCUCGAUUGGGACUUCCCCAGAACGUUGUACGAAGAGUUCAAUGUCUAUAGUGACAAGAUCAACGCCGCCUUCACCGCCGGUGGGAAAUAUUCCGACAGAGCGUAUCUGGUUGAAGAUGACUACUAUUGGGAGAUUAAGUUCGACAAAAAGGGCAAAACAAAGGCGAAGAAGAACCAUAUACACAAGAGCAAAAUCCUGGACAGUCUACCUAGGCUUGACGCUGUUUUCCAUAAUGAUGUGAUUGCGAAAACGUACUUCUUCUCUGGGCAGACUUAUUAUCGACAAUCUUCGCACCGUAGAGGUACAUUAUAUGGCCCACGUGACACGGGACCGUCGUGGUUUGGUUGCCAAGACAACCAACAAGCCUCAAAGAAUUGGUAAUCCUAAACCAAACCAGCAUUUCAAACUCUUGUAUCCUUUGUUAUAAAAAUAAAAUGCAUAUUUCUCAGUAA